Molecule: messenger RNA, 952 nt
Organism: Mercurialis annua (annual mercury)
Lineage: Eukaryota; Viridiplantae; Streptophyta; Magnoliopsida; Malpighiales; Euphorbiaceae
Product: RING-H2 finger protein ATL78-like
Exons: 1
Coding region: 59-733 (224 amino acids)
Biological process (GO): protein ubiquitination
Molecular function (GO): transferase activity
Source: RefSeq, a predicted model, not a curated record
ACAAUUCCAAGCAGUUGCAUAACUAAUAAUUGAAAACAUUACUUACAUACCUCUCAAAAUGUCAACUUCUACACCAACAACAGCUCAACUAUUUCAAGAACUGGGUGACUUCUAUACUAGAAGAUUGCUACUAAAUACUCCACUUUACACCUCACCUGCUGCAGCUUCUCCUGCGAAUAGCCACGCCGUCGCAUCAGAAACUUACAACGGAUCUAAUACUUUCGACGCAAAUGUCGUGAUGGUCCUGUCAGUGCUACUGUGUGCACUAAUAUGCUCACUGGGGAUUAAUUCUAUCAUUAGAUGUGCAUUUAGAUGCUCGAAUUUAGUAGCUUCACAGACUUCUGAUGCAGCAUCCAUAGCUCGAUUAGCCAAUACAGGCGUCAAACGAAAGGCGUUAGGGACUUUCCCGACUGUAAACUACUCACCGGACUUGAACCUGCCCGGAUUAGACACAGAGUGUGUGAUCUGUCUCGCGGAGUUUACGGUUGGUGAGCGCGUUCGGCUACUUCCUAAGUGCAACCAUGGAUUUCAUGUGAAAUGCAUUGAUAAAUGGCUCGGCUCACACUCGUCUUGCCCUACUUGUAGGCACAGCCUAAUUGAAACGUGUCAAAAGAUUGUUGGUUGCAGCCAGGCUAUAGCUUGCCCAGCAGAACCUGCAGUACAAGAAAUUAGAGUAAAUAUUGCAGCAUUAGAACCUGAAGGAUUGGUACGCAAUUAUAGAAACUUAGUAUAAUUGUUGUUUCUUCUUUAAUACAUUAGUUUAAGAAAUGGCACCAAUAGGCCUUUUCCAUAGGUUAAUUAAUGCACACAAAUUCACAAGACUAGUGUAGAUGUAAUUCGUACACAGUUUGAAAUUUUAGUUUAUUUCAUAUUCUCCCAAUUUUAUCUUUAAUAUGUAAAUUAUUAAUGUGUAUCACAUUAGUUAAAUUAUAUUUUGUAACAUUUUUAAAUA